This is a messenger RNA of Peromyscus leucopus (white-footed mouse), 1675 nucleotides long. RefSeq names its product zinc finger protein 20-like. Lineage: Eukaryota; Metazoa; Chordata; Mammalia; Rodentia; Cricetidae. Gene Ontology annotation, molecular function: DNA-binding transcription factor activity, RNA polymerase II-specific; RNA polymerase II transcription regulatory region sequence-specific DNA binding. Gene Ontology annotation, biological process: regulation of transcription by RNA polymerase II. The transcript is spliced from 4 exons. Gene Ontology annotation, cellular component: nucleus. The record is from RefSeq and is a predicted model, not a curated record. Bases 16 to 1605 code for a protein of 529 amino acids.
UGCAUUAACUGUCCAAUGAGAAGCAGGAAUAUUCGGAAGGUGCAGCCGUUACUGCCAUGUUUGAGUCCCCAGAAGCCGUUGAGAGGUCCCCUGACCUUGUUGACUAUGCUUCCAGCUGAUGUUAGGCCCCUUGGGGUGGACACCUGGAUGCAUCAGAAGCAGGACAUGGAGCCAGUGACCUUUGAGGAUGUGGCUGUGAAGUUCACCCUAGGAGAGUGGGCUCUGUUGGAUUCUUCUCAAAAGAAGCUCUACACAGAUGUGAUGAUGGAAACAUUUAUGAACCUGAUCUCCAUAGGGAAAACAGAGGAAGAAAAUAUUGAUGUGGACUACCGAAAACAACAGAGAAAUCUGAGAAUUCAGGUUAUUGAACGAUUCUGUGGCUAUGAACAUGGUAGUCAGUGUGGAAAGACCCACCAACAGAUGCCAGAGAAUACUGUUAAUGCAGACAAUCAUCCUGCAGUCACAGUUUAUGAAAGCAGUAUGUAUGUAAAACACAUCAAUGCUCACUCAUCCUCCGAUAUGCUUGUUAGAAGUCAAACUGAAGAGAAACCGUAUGGGUGUCAGGAACAUGUGGAAAAGGCUAUUAAAUAUGAAAAAUGUUGGAAAGAUUUCAUUUAUUCUGAGUCCUUUCAAAUACUCAAGAGUGCUCCUGGUACAGAGAACGUCUGUGAAAAUAAACAGUCUAAUGAAUCUUAUAGUAAUCUCACAUCUCAUCAAGAUUUUGAAGGAACUCUCACUGGAGAUGAGCCAUGUGAAUAUAAGCAAUUCGAGAAAACCUUAAAGGAAGAAAGUUAUGUUCAAAUAUGUGAAUCCAGAAUCCAUACUGGAGAAAAGCCAUUUACAUGUAAGCAAUGUGGAGAAACCUUCAUUAAUUCCAGUCACUUGACCAAACAUCAGAAAAUUCACACGAGAGAGAAAACUUACCCAUGUAGACAUUGUGGGGAAACUUUCAUGUAUUCUAUGGCCCGUCAAAAUCAUGAAAAAACACACAAAAGGGAGCAUAGUUACAUAUGUAAACAUUGUGGGAAAGUAUGUAUUCAUUCUUACCAUCUUCUCCAGCACGAAAGACGUCAUACUCGAGAGAAACGUUAUGCAUGUAAUCAAUGUGGCAAAGCAUUCAGACGGUCCUCAAACCUUCACAAACAUGAAAGAAUUCACAGUAAAGAGAAACUUUAUACAUGUAAGCAAUGUGGGAAGGCCUUCAUCAGUGCAGGCAACUGUUAUAACCAUGAAAGAAUUCACUCUGCAGAGAAAACCUAUGUUUGCAAGCAGUGUGGAAAAGCAUUUACAUUUUCCUCGUACCUUCGAAAACAUGCAAGAAUUCACACUGGAGAGAGACCCUAUACAUGUAAAUAUUGUGGAAAAACCUUCACCCAUUCUAGUGCUUAUUACAGGCAUGAGAAAAUUCACACUAGAGAGAAACCAUAUGUAUGUGUGGAGUGUGGGCAAGCAUUUACUUUUUCCAAAUCCCUCCAAAUACAUGAAAGAACUCACACUACUAGAGAGAAAUUCUACAAGUGUAAUCAGUGUGGGAAGGAAUUUGUGUAUUUCUCAUACCUUCGAAGACAUGAAAGAUCUCACAAUGAAAAGAAACCCAAUGGGUAGAAUUUAAAUUGUGUAAACCAUGUGUAACUGUAAUCAACUUGCUUUUGAAAAUAUUUAUUUGUCACACUUA